CGUGUCGCGCAGGCUGGAUUGUGGGUCUUGUUGCUGCAGCGCGGCAGCGGAGUGCUUAACUGCGGCAAUCGCAGUCAUGGCAGGACAGGCAUUUAGACAGUUUCUUCCCCUCUUUGACCGAGUACUAGUUGAAAGGAGUGCAGCGGAAACUGUAACCAAGGGAGGCAUAAUGCUUCCAGAAAAAUCUCAAGGAAAAGUGUUGCAAGCGACAGUAGUAGCUGUUGGAUCGGGCUCCAAAGGAAAGGGUGGAGAGAUUCAACCAGUUAGCGUGAAAAUGGGAGAUAAAGUUCUUCUCCCAGAAUAUGGAGGCACCAAAGUACUUUUAGAUGACAAGGAUUAUUUCUUAUUUAGAGAUGGUGACAUUCUUGGAAAGUAUGUAGACUGAAAUCACUGUUGAAGUGGCGUGACGUGAAGCUGCCCAUUCCACUGACGUUCUGAAAUCUUUCAUCAUAUAAAUAAUUUCCAUGUCUUUUAUA
Messenger RNA from Manis pentadactyla (Chinese pangolin), 476 nucleotides. RefSeq names its product heat shock protein family E (Hsp10) member 1 (gene HSPE1). Gene Ontology annotation, molecular function: metal ion binding; protein-folding chaperone binding; ATP binding. The coding region runs from base 77 to 385 and encodes 102 amino acids. Gene Ontology annotation, cellular component: mitochondrial matrix. The record is from RefSeq and is a predicted model, not a curated record. The transcript has a single exon. Lineage: Eukaryota; Metazoa; Chordata; Mammalia; Pholidota; Manidae.